AUGGCCCCCAAGGAGGACUGGGAGAAGUACGAGCGCAAGGCCACGGACGAGAAGGAGGAGAAGAUUGUUGCCCUCGAUGAGUCGGACAUUCAGAUCCUCAAGACCUACGGCCAAGGACCUUACUCUCUGUCGCUGAAGAAGAUUGAGGGUGAGAUCAAGGACAUUCAGAAGCGCGUCGACGAGAAGAUGGGCGUCAAGGAGUCGGACACUGGUCUCGCUCCCGCCAACCUCUGGGACACCAUGGCCGACAAGCAGCGCCAGGGCGAGCACCCUCUGCAGGUUGCCCGCUGCCAGACUAUCAUCCGUGCUGCCAACCCUCAAGCCGAGGACCAGCCGCUCAACCCCCAGGACGGUGCCGGUGCCGGUAACCCCGACGGUGACCGCUAUGUCAUUUCCAUCAAGCAGGUUGCCAAGUUUGUUGUUGGUCUUGGCGACCGUGUCUCGCCUACCGAUGUUGAGGAAGGCAUGCGUGUUGGUGUCGACCGGACAAACUACAAGAUCCUCAUCCCCCUGCCGCCCAAGAUUGACCCGUCGGUCACCAUGAUGCAGGUCGAGGAGCGUCCGUCGGUCACGUACGCGGACGUGGGUGGCUGCAAGGAGCAGAUCGAGAAGCUGCGCGAGGUUGUGGAGCUGCCUCUCUUGGAACCCGAGCGCUUUGCCAACCUUGGUAUUGAGCCUCCCAAGGGUGUGCUUCUCUACGGUCCUCCCGGUACCGGCAAGACCCUCUGUGCACGUGCCGUCGCCAACAGGACAGACUCGACCUUUAUCCGUGUCAUUGGUUCCGAGCUCGUGCAAAAGUACAUUGGCGAGGGUGCGCGUAUGGUUCGCGAGUUGUUCGAGAUGGCGCGCAGCAAGAAGGCGUGCAUCAUCUUCUUUGACGAAGUGGACGCGAUUGGUGGCGCGCGUUUCGACGACGGUGCCGGCGGUGACAACGAGGUGCAGCGUACCAUGCUCGAGCUCAUCAACCAGCUGGAUGGUUUCGACGCCCGCGGUAACAUCAAGGUCAUCAUGGCCACUAACCGUCCCGACACUCUGGACCCUGCUCUUCUCCGUCCCGGACGACUGGACCGCAAGGUCGAGUUCUCGCUGCCCGACGUUGAGGGCCGCGCACACAUUCUCCGCAUUCACGGCAAGAGCAUGAGCGUCGAGCGCGAUAUCCGUUACGACCUCAUUGCCCGUCUCUGCCCCAACGCCACCGGUGCCGAACUCAAGUCGGUCGCCACCGAGGCGGGCAUGUUUGCCAUCCGUGCGCGUCGCAAGGUGGCCACCGAGCGCGACUUCCUCGAUGCCGUCGAGAAGGUUAUCCGCCAGGGCACCAAGUUCUCCAGUACGGCCCUGUACGCACAGUACGCGAGUAUCAUGAUGGAACAGGACAAGUGGAGUAACCGAGCUGACGACCUGUGCAGAACUAAUUGUACGACAACGUCUGGGACAGAGAAGAUCAAGAUCAAGAUGGAGAUGGAGAUUGAGGACAAGGCGACGAGACUUGGAAGUGGGAGCAUGGUGACACUGGGUGGUCGCCUGGUGCGCCGUGUGCCUGCUGCUAGAAGAGAACGGCUCGUGUAUUGCAUAGCACUGGAUGGAUAUCAUGAACCCCACCGAACAAGGAAACGCGCGAACAAAGAACCUCGCGGUUCGCUUACCCCAUUUAGUGCCGCUGCUAUACGAGCUCCUACUCGCUCGCACCACUGA
This is a messenger RNA of Apiotrichum porosum, 1692 nucleotides long. RefSeq names its product 26S proteasome regulatory subunit 7 (gene RPT1). Gene Ontology annotation, cellular component: proteasome regulatory particle, base subcomplex. Bases 1 to 1692 code for a protein of 563 amino acids. Gene Ontology annotation, molecular function: proteasome-activating activity; ATP binding; ATP hydrolysis activity. The record is from RefSeq and is a predicted model, not a curated record. NCBI's taxonomy places the organism in Eukaryota, Fungi, Basidiomycota, Tremellomycetes, Trichosporonales, Trichosporonaceae. Gene Ontology annotation, biological process: proteasome-mediated ubiquitin-dependent protein catabolic process. The transcript is spliced from 8 exons.